AUGUACGGCCUUGUAGGACGUAUCCACAAGGACCGCUUCAUAGAGUCAGACUACACCGACAAGGAGGCUCUAAAAUUGGCCAUUGACGGUUAUCGGCGCGGAUUUGAAAGGCACCACAACGAGUACUUGGGUGUCAAUCUGGCUACUCUCUUGGUCAUCGACGGAGCGGACAUGUCCUCGGGCCAGGAGCUGCAGUGUGUCUGUGAGUUAGCCUUCAAUGCAGUAUUUUUCUUUUUACUUGAGUUUAAACACUGCUUAUUUUGCUAA
Dibothriocephalus latus is the source of this 267-nucleotide messenger RNA. Lineage: Eukaryota; Metazoa; Platyhelminthes; Cestoda; Diphyllobothriidea; Diphyllobothriidae. The record is from the annotation of a GenBank genome assembly.